CUCCGAACGUAAUGAUGACAUCGCCACGACUGGCAUCUGUGCUGCUGCUUGUGCGGUGUGUGCAGUCGUCUGUGCGGGUGUACACGGAAGCGCUUGGGCUGCCGGCCGUGCAUGUGUCUGAGGACGUGGCAGAGGUGGACGUGGGAGGCUCCACAUCCCUCCUUCUGCAACGAGUCGAACAAGGUGCUGAGGCUCCGCUGAGCACGGGCUACUCUCCCUUCCUUAACUUCCAGGUGACGGACUUUGAUGAUGUGAUUGGAAAGUUAAUACAACAAGGCGCUCAUAUGGACGGGGCCAUCAAGUUUCCGCCCACUGGACGGAUUGCUGCAUUCAAGACGCCGGACGGCCAUAUGAUUGGUGUUCAAGAGCAACCAGAUCAGGCGUAGCACUUGACAACUGUUGUUACCUGAAUGCACACCACAGCCAAAGCAAGUCACUUGCACGUGGGGUGCCAAGAACCACACGCGUUACAACAAUGUUGGGGUAUGCCGUAGCUGAUUGCUCUCUUGCUCGCAGUGCGAGUGCAUCACUGCAAGGUCCCCACUCCCCCCCCCCCGUCAUCGCCACCAUCACGUAUCCAGCGCUCUUCGCUCACCUUGCACAGCUGUUCACAACAGUGCCUCCAUCUCAAGCCUUUUGUUGUCUAUUGUGAUGAGGUCUCGGAGACAGCCAUAUCACCAGCAAUACACCAAACAAACAAAC
This is a messenger RNA of Salpingoeca rosetta, 702 nucleotides long. RefSeq lists its product as uncharacterized. The record is from RefSeq and is a predicted model, not a curated record. The transcript is spliced from 3 exons. Bases 12 to 386 code for a protein of 124 amino acids. NCBI's taxonomy places the organism in Eukaryota, Choanoflagellata, Craspedida, Salpingoecidae.